UAAAAGGCAGGCAGAGCAGCCAGAGUAGCCAGAGUUGCAGAGAGACUGAGACCAACUCAGAAACUUCCAACUCUCGCGCUGAAGCUCCCGUGCUCACCCUCCAACAUGAAGCUCUCAGCAUCUCUUCUGUGCCUGCUGCUCACAUCAGCCACCUUCAGCACCCAGGUGCUUGCUCAGCCAGAUUCGGUUUCCAUCCCAAUCACCUGCUGCUUUACAGUGAUCAAUGGGAAGAUCCCCUUCAAGAAUUUGGACAGCUACACAAGAAUCACCAACAGCCAGUGUCCCCGGGAAGCUGUGAUCUUCACGACCAAACUGGGCAAGGAGGUCUGUGCUGAUCCCAAGAAAAAGUGGGUCCAGACUUCCAUGAAGCUCUUGGACCAAAAGUCCAAAACCCUGAAGCCUUGAACCUUCAUACCUGGACUGAGAGCCCAUCGCUGCCUUAGGAAAACCUUAUUUAUUUCCCUCCAAACUUCCCCGGGUGCAGAGUGAUAUUAUUUUAUUAGAAUGUCUG
Vicugna pacos (alpaca) is the source of this 511-nucleotide messenger RNA. RefSeq names its product C-C motif chemokine 8. Gene Ontology annotation, molecular function: chemokine activity; CCR chemokine receptor binding. The record is from RefSeq and is a predicted model, not a curated record. Gene Ontology annotation, biological process: chemokine-mediated signaling pathway; eosinophil chemotaxis; inflammatory response. Lineage: Eukaryota; Metazoa; Chordata; Mammalia; Artiodactyla; Camelidae. Gene Ontology annotation, cellular component: extracellular region.